This is a messenger RNA of Brassica oleracea var. oleracea, 1249 nucleotides long. RefSeq names its product peroxidase C3-like. The transcript is spliced from 4 exons. Gene Ontology annotation, biological process: response to oxidative stress; hydrogen peroxide catabolic process. NCBI's taxonomy places the organism in Eukaryota, Viridiplantae, Streptophyta, Magnoliopsida, Brassicales, Brassicaceae. The record is from RefSeq and is a predicted model, not a curated record. Gene Ontology annotation, molecular function: heme binding; peroxidase activity. Bases 69 to 1121 code for a protein of 350 amino acids.
CUUAGCUAAUUCAUCAUCAUCAACCCUCACCACUUUAAUCAUCUUUUGUCUUCCUCCUUGAGCAUAAAAUGGGGGUUUCUCGUUCAUUUUCUUGUAGUGCUAUGGGAGCCCUAAUAUUGGGUUGCCUUCUCCUUCAAGCAUCAAACUCUAAUGCUCAGCUGAGGCCUGAUUUCUAUUUCAGGACAUGCCCGGGUGUUUUCCUUAUCGUUGGGAAAGUCAUCGUCGAAGAAUUGGGGAGUGAUCCUCGUAUUGCUGCUAGCCUCCUUCGCCUUCAUUUCCAUGACUGUUUUGUUAACGGUUGUGAUGCAUCGGUCCUACUCGAUAAUUCCACGUCAUUCAGGACCGAGAAAGAUGCUCUUCCGAACUUAAACUCGGCAAGAGGGUUUGGUGUUGUAGAUAAAAUGAAAGCGGAGAUUGAGAGAGCUUGUCCAAGAACAGUGUCUUGUGCAGAUGUUCUCGCCAUCGCCGCUCAAAUAUCAGUGCUUUUGUCGGGAGGUCCAUGGUGGCCGGUAUCAUUGGGGAGAAGAGACGGCUCACAAGCUUUCUUCGAUCUAUCUAAUACAGCUCUUCCUUCUCCAUUUGCCACCCUUGCUGAACUUAAAACAGUUUUUAGUGACGCUGGUCUAAACCGCACCUCAGAUCUAGUUGCUCUUUCUGGUGCUCAUACAUUUGGAAGAGCACAAUGUAUAGUAAUCACACCUCGUCUCUACAACUUCAACGGUACCAAUAAACCAGACCCGAGUAUAAACCCAACUUUCCUCACCCAACUCCGUAAUCUGUGCCCUGAAAACGGGAACCCGACAGUUCUAGCCAACUUUGACCUGGCGACUCCAAAUACUUUCGAUAGUCAUUACUACACCAAUCUUCGUCAAGGGAAAGGUGUAAUUCAGAGCGAUCAAGAACUCUUCUCGACUCCAGGAGCCGACACAAUUCCACUGGUGGAACUAUACAGCAAAAACACGUUCGAGUUCUUUAAAGCAUUUGCUAAAUCAAUGGUUCGGAUGGGAAAACUUAAACCUUUGACUGGAACUCAAGGUGAGGUAAGACUUAAUUGUAGGGUUGUGAACUCCAGAACUAGGGAUGUGGCGAAUGAGGAUGAUGGAAUCGUGAGCUCGAUUUGAUUAUGUCAAGGAUAUGGAUAGGUAAGAAAGUAUACAAUGUGUGGGGAACUAUAUAAGUAUUUGGACUAAAUAAAUAUUUCUAAGGAGUGUUGUAUUAAAUAAUAAUGAAAGUUGGUCUUGUUUUAACA